Messenger RNA from Colletotrichum costaricense, 537 nucleotides. RefSeq lists its product as uncharacterized. The coding region runs from base 1 to 537 and encodes 178 amino acids. The record is from RefSeq and is a predicted model, not a curated record. Lineage: Eukaryota; Fungi; Ascomycota; Sordariomycetes; Glomerellales; Glomerellaceae. The transcript has 2 exons.
AUGGACCAGGACCGCAAGACAUGGAACGAAAAGAAGGUGAUCGUUCCGGAUGUUCCGCUCCAAGUGGUGAUGGUUGAUAGUGCUAGAAUGCAUCCCUCUUCUAGGUUUCUUCUCUCGAAUACUCGCAUUUACUUCCCGUCCGAGGUUGGGCUGCUCGGAAAGACUCUCUGCAAGCGCCCGCCAGCUAGCGUCUUGGACGCCCAUCUUGGCACUAUGGGUGCUCAACUUGGCGUUGACAGCUUGAAGGCUAGAGUUGAGGCUGUUGAGGCCCAGGGAGUUGGCUCACGGCAUGGCAGACAGUCGAUCUCGGGAGAUGUCUGCAAUGCAACUGCAUUCCACCCCCCACGCUUGCCCGCCGCGGCGCCGCCAUCUCGGUCCCGCAUCUCAGUCAAGCCAAGUUCCCCGACCUCAACUUUCGCCAUGAGUAAGGACCGACGAUCGUACACGCGUCUCGCCGCUCCUCAUGUUCACGACGCACCGUUGAAUCAAGGUUUGAUCUGGGUGCAUGCAGCCCCUCAACCGCUAACCCGAUUUUAA